This is a messenger RNA of Mus musculus (house mouse), 1618 nucleotides long. Its product is annotated as predicted gene 6158. The record is from RefSeq and is a predicted model, not a curated record. The coding region runs from base 501 to 1370 and encodes 289 amino acids. Lineage: Eukaryota; Metazoa; Chordata; Mammalia; Rodentia; Muridae. The transcript has a single exon.
AAAUACUCUAUUCCAGAAAACAGUAAAACCUGGGUUGCCUUGGUAUUACAAGGAGGAGGAGAAAGAGGAGAAGGAACAAGAGCAAUCGAGAGCAGGAGCAAGAAAGCAAGAGAGACAGAGACAGAGAGAGAGAGAGACAGAGAGAGACAGAGAGAGAGGCAGAGAGAAUCGGAUAGACUAGGAUGCUUAAUUCACAGUGCUACUGCAAGGUCUGCAUCGAUGGCACCAUGUCACAUAGGCUGGGCACGUAGAUUUCAAAGCAGCCCGGACAGCCACCUUUGGUCAUGUCGUUGCAUAAGAUAGAAAAGAAAAAGCCAUAACAAAACAUUAAAAAAAUGUAUUAAGUAAUGUUAAAACAAGUACACAGUAUCAUCACGUAGGAGUGAUUCUACCAAAGCAAAACCUGAUCUCUAUGUGAUGGUGAGUCCAGCUGCUGUUCUGAGACUGGCUACAGAAGUUGGUGUUACCCUUUCCUUAGAAAUGUGGAACUCACUAAACCUAUGCAAAUCCUCUACAAGGGUACUCUGAGAGUGCUGCUGGUUCUUUUGCAUGAUUUCCCAGAGUUCCUUUGUGAUUACCAUUAUGGGUUCUGUGAUGUGAUCCCUCCUAAUUGUAUCCAGUUAAGAAAUUUGAUCCUGAGUGCCUUCCCAAGAAACAUGAGGCUCCCAGACCCAUUCACUCCUAAUCUGAAGGUGGACAUGUUAAGCGAAAUUAACAUCGCACCUCGGAUCCUCACCAAUUUCACUGGAGUGAUGCCGCCUCAGUUCAAAAAGGAUUUGGAUUCUUAUCUUAAAACUCGGUCGCCGGUCACUUUCCUGUCUGAUCUGCGUAGUAACCUACAGGUAUCUAAUGAGCCCGGGAAUCGUUACAACCUCCAGCUUAUCAAUGCAUUGGUGCUCUACGUAGGGACUCAGGCUAUCGCACACAUCCACAACAAGGGCAGCACGCCGUCAAUGAGCACCAUCACCCACUCAGCACACAUGGACAUCUUCCAGAACCUGGCUGUGGACCUAGACACUGAGGGCCGAUAUCUCUUCUUAAAUGCAAUUGCGAACCAGCUACGGUACCCAAACAGCCACACUCACUACUUCAGCUGCACAAUGUUGUACCUUUUUGCUGAGGCGAACACUGAGGCAAUCCAGGAACAGAUCACAAGGGUUCUCUUGGAACGGUUGAUUGUAAAUAGGCCACAUCCUUGGGGUCUUCUUAUCACCUUCAUUGAGCUGAUUAAAAACCCAGCAUUUAAGUUCUGGAACCAUGAAUUUGUACACUGUGCCCCAGAGAUUGAAAAGUUAUUUCAGUCUGUUGCACAGUGCUGCAUGGGACAGAAGCAGGCUCAGCAAGUGAUGGAGGGGACCGGUGCCAGUUAGAUGAACUGUGUAUAUCCCUUGCAGAUGCAUCAGCCUUGGUCCGCUGAACCAAGUUCAUAAACUGAAGAGUCCUCCUGACUUUCCUAGCCCUUUGGUUCUCAGGGGUCUGCCCCGCCAACUGCUGGGGUUGAUCUCCUGUCUAUGUGGGCAAGUUCCAAAGUUUAAAUGCAUUUUUUUGACUCUUGGCCAAAAUUUAGAAGAUGCUGUGAAUAUCAUUUUGAACUUGUGUAAAUAUAUGAAAGAGAAAA